ACACUUUGCAGCCAUGUGCUAGUGAUUGGACAAAAGCAAAGUGCUUUGUGCAAACCGCAUUGUGUUUUUCACAGGUUGUGUAUCCAGUCCAAAGAUACUCUGUCAAACAGAAGAUACUCUCCAUCAUGAGAUCUGUACUUGUUUUAAUAGCCCUGGCCUUGACUGCUUGUGUGUAUGCAGAGGUGACAGAAGAAGAAAACGUUUUGGUCCUGACAACAGACAAUUUUGAAGAAGUGAUAGAGGCUACAGAUUAUGUCCUAGUGGAAUUCUAUGCCCCCUGGUGUGGACACUGCAAGUCUCUGGCUCCUGAAUAUGCCAAGGCUGCCACCACUCUAAAGGACGAAGGCUCUGAAAUCAAGCUAGGCAAGGUGGACGCCACUGAAGAGAGUGAUCUGGCACAGCAGUUCGGAGUGAAGGGCUACCCCACACUCAAGUUCUUUAAGAAUGGCAAAGAAUCAGAUUACUCAGGUGGUCGCACUGGUAUCGAGAUUGUCAACUGGCUCAAAAAACGCACCGGACCUCCAGCCGUCGUCCUUGAAUCCAUCGAAGCCGCUAACGAGUUUAAAGAUAAAGACGAUGUUGCUGUUAUUGGAUUUUUCGAGAGCCAGGAGUCCGACAACGCAAAGGCCUACCUCAAUGCAGCUGAUACCCAAGACAGCAUUAACUUUGGUAUUGUGACCAGCAAAGAUGUAGCCGAAGGCCUUGAGGCAGUACUUGACAGCAUUGUGUUGUUCAAGUCUUUUGACGAGGGACGCGUGACCUUCUCUGGAGAAUUCAACGCUGAGGAUAUUGUGACAUUCGUUCUCACCGAGCAGUUGCCCCUGGUUACCAAAUUCAGUGAUGAGACUGCUCCUAAAAUCUUUGGAGGAGCCCAACAGUCUCACCUGCUCAGCUUCAUCGAUGGUGAUAGUGAAGACUUCGACACUGUCAUGGCUGGACUCAGAGACGUAGCUAAAACAUUCAAGGGCCAGGUGCUCUUUGUUCACAUUGACAUGUCAGAAGACUCUGCUCUGAGAGUGGCUGAAUUCUUUAACAUUGAUGCGGACGAUGUUCCCACCUGUCGCCUUAUCAAUCUUGAGGCAGACAUGAAGAAGUUUGUGCCAGAAUUUGAGGGUAUCGAUAUGGAGAAGUUAGGACCAUGGAUUCAAACCUACCUGGAUGGAGAGCUCAAAGCACACUUAAACAGUGAGGACGUUCCUGAAGACUGGAAUGAAGACCCAGUUAAGGUGCUGGUCGGCAAAAACUUUCAUGAGGUGGUCUUCGAUGAAACCAAGGAUGUCUUUGUGGAAUUCUAUGCCCCAUGGUGUGGACACUGCAAGCAGCUGGCUCCAAUCUGGGAUGAUCUUGCUGAUCAUUUUAAGGAUGACGAGAAUAUCGUCAUUGCCAAGAUGGAUUCGACAAAGAACGAAGUUGAGGAUAUUCAAGUACAGGGAUUCCCUACCCUCAAGUUCAUCAGGAGUGGUACCAAUGAGGUCAUGGACUACAAUGGUGGACGAACUCUGGACGAUCUGAUUGAGUUUGUGGAGAAGACCGUCGCGGGAGAAGAGGUAGGAACUGGAGAAGAGGAAGAGGAGGAAGAUACUACCGAAGAGCCUGCAGAGGAAGUCAAGAAAGAUGAACUCUGAACAUGCUAGGAGUACAUUAUAGUUUAAUAGGUUGUAAUAAUCAUGAUCUAGUAUUUUGUAGAGGAAUAAGUAUUAUAUGUACACAGUUAUAAAAAUCUGUGCACUGUCCUA
Halichondria panicea is the source of this 1736-nucleotide messenger RNA. RefSeq names its product protein disulfide-isomerase 2-like. Gene Ontology annotation, molecular function: protein disulfide isomerase activity. Gene Ontology annotation, biological process: response to endoplasmic reticulum stress; protein folding. NCBI's taxonomy places the organism in Eukaryota, Metazoa, Porifera, Demospongiae, Suberitida, Halichondriidae. Gene Ontology annotation, cellular component: endoplasmic reticulum. The transcript is spliced from 8 exons. The record is from RefSeq and is a predicted model, not a curated record. The coding region runs from base 126 to 1625 and encodes 499 amino acids.